AUAGACUACUUUGAUUGAGUAAACUCGAUAUCGAUUGGAUGCCUAAUUUACAAAUACGACAAAUCCGAAAGUUUUUCCAAGCGAAAUUGAACAAAAAAAAAGAAAACAACAAAACUUGUGUUAAAUGAGUGAAAUUUUGUUGUUUUACAAAUAUUUAUUCAAUUGUAGUGUGUUAUUCAAUGAAAAUCAUUUAAUCAUUUGAACAGUGCGCAAAAACAUCAAGUGUGAUAAAAAUAGGCACACACCAAACACAACUGACACAAAUAGCACAAUACACGAUCAGCUGUAAUAGCAAUUUCACAUACAUUGCUCGUUCGAAUACUGCAAUCGAAAGAAAAAAUCGUCAAAAUGUCAUCACCACAACCGACACCUGUUAAAAAGAUACCGAUUCAUUUACAGAGUUCGCAAAGUCGUCUCUAUAUCAAACGUGGUCAAGUUGUAAACCAUGAUAGUACUUUUGCUGCUGACAUUUACAUCGAAGAUGGAAUUAUUAAAUGGGUUGGACCGUCUGGCGAAUUUGUCGUACCCGGUGGCGUUCGAGUGAUUGAUGCAGCCAAUCGUCUUAUUUUGCCAGGUGGAAUUGAUCCGCACACACAUAUGCAACUUCCAUUCGGUGGAGCAGUGGCUGUUGAUGACUUUUAUCAAGGAACAAAGGCUGCAAUUGCAGGCGGAACUACGACUAUUAUUGAUUUUGUGUUGCCAAACAAAGGCCAAAGCCUCUUAGAGGCGUAUGAUCAGUGGCGAGCAUGGGCCGAUCCAAAAGUUUGUUGUGACUACGGUUUGCAUGUUGGAGUCACUUGGUGGUCAAAAUCCGUUCGGGAUGAAAUGCGCAUUUUGUGCGCUGAACGUGGCGUGAAUUCAUUCAAAAUGUUCAUGGCAUACAAGGGUCUUUAUCAAUUGGACGAUUCCGAUUUGUACGAUGCAUUUGAAGCAUGCAGAGAUUUAGGAGCUGUUGCUCAAGUGCAUGCCGAAAACGGAAGUAUAAUCGCAAAGAAUGCAGCAAAACUAUUGGCCGCAGGGGUCAACGGACCCGAAGGUCAUGAGCUGUCACGAAGUGAAGAAGUUGAAGCAGAAGCCGUCAAUCGUGCUUGCAUUAUUGCUCAUCAGGUUAAUUGCCCACUCUACGUUGUUCAUAUUAUGUCAAAAUCAGCAGCGAUUGAAAUCGCUCGUGCUCGUCGACGUUACAAGGGUAUUGGCAUUUUUGGUGAAACACUCGCCGCUACGCUAGGUAGCGAUGGAACGAAUUGCCAUCACUCAUGUUUCAGACAUGCUGCAGCACACAUUCUAAGUCCACCUCUAAGACCCGAUCCAACAACACCUGAAUUUGUUAUGAAAAUGCUUGCAAAGGGACAUUUGCAAACGACAGGAAGUGACAAUUGUACAUUCAAUAAAGAGCACAAAGAAUUGGGCAAAAAGGAUUUCACCAAAAUUCCAAACGGUGUGAAUGGUGUUGAAGAUCGAAUGUCGGUGGUGUGGGAGCGUGGAGUGGAAGCGAGAAUUUUAAGUCCACAAAAGUUUGUUGCAAUAACCAGUACAAAUGCGGCAAAAAUCUUCAAUAUGUAUCCACGCAAAGGUCGUAUCGCUGUUGGAUCUGAUGCCGACAUCGUUGUAUGGAAUCCAGAAGCGACUCGUGUCAUUUCGGCUAAAACGCACUAUCAAGCAUGCGAUUUUAAUAUCUUCGAAGGCAUGAAGUGUCACGGCGUUCCAGAAAUCGUUAUCGUUCGUGGUAAGGUUUGCGUUGAAAAUGGUCAAGUUCGUGUUGCCGAAGGUCAAGGUCAGUUCAUCGAAACGCCAGUUUAUCCAUCAUAUGUGUACAAACCAUUAAAUGGUAAUUCGAAUGGCGAUGAAGCUGAUAAUGAAGACCACGAAAAUGGCGACGAUAAAAAUGGAGCUAUUGAAGAAUUGGAAAUUGAAAUUCCACCAAUUGAACCAAUUACAAAGUAUUUGGCUGGUCCAGCGUUGAGCAUUACAUCAGAAACCAAAUCAACAGCUCAAUCCAUUACCGGAGCCAAUCGAGCACCGCGUCAAGAUGGUCAACGCAAUAUGCAAGAUUCAACGUUCUCACUGAGCGGUAAGAUUGACUCUUUUAAUACCCAAAAUGUGACAAAAAUUCAAUUUUUCUUUCGUUUAUUUUGCCGAGCAGAAGAGUUGGAUAAGACUGGUCCACGUGCAACCAUCAAAGUUCGUAAUCCACCAGGCGGAAAAUCAACCGGAUUUUGGUAAAGUCAUCUCAAAAUACACCGAAAAAUGGAUUAAGGGAACAUCAGUAAAACAAUAUAGCAAAAAAACAUUAGCGAUUAAGUACAAAUAACAUCCAUGAAACCAUCAACAUAUGUAUAAUCGUAUCUUCUUUCUUUCGAUACUAUCCCAUUUUGUAUGUAAUAUUACAUUAAACGGAUGCAGCCUUUGUAUCGGAAAAUAACGUUAGACAUUGCAUAAGCUUAAGUUUUGUUCUUGCUUCGAGUAAUAUAUUAAAUUCAUAGAUGAAUGGCAACCAUAUGAAUGAUUUUUGAUAGGAAUGUGUUAGAGCACAAUAUGGAAUUUAACAUUUUUAAUAUAGACGACAUUCAUUUUACAAAAAUCAUUCGGCUACAAUCGAUUCACCAUUUCAUCAUAGAAAAUUCCAAAGAUCUAAUUGCUUUUUUUAUAAUCGGUACAUUAAUAUCUACAACAACAAAAAAUUAU
Molecule: messenger RNA, 2685 nt
Organism: Contarinia nasturtii (swede midge)
Lineage: Eukaryota; Metazoa; Arthropoda; Insecta; Diptera; Cecidomyiidae
Gene: CRMP
Product: dihydropyrimidinase
Exons: 8
Coding region: 349-2223 (624 amino acids)
Biological process (GO): pyrimidine nucleobase catabolic process
Cellular component (GO): cytoplasm; cytosol
Molecular function (GO): dihydropyrimidinase activity
Source: RefSeq, a predicted model, not a curated record